AUGGCAACUUCAAUACUUGGGGAAGAACCCAGAUUUGGAACCACUCCGUUGGCAAUGCUGGCCGCAACCUGUAACAAGAUUGGCAACACAAGCCCAUUAACAACGUUGCCAGAAUCCAGUGCAUUUGGUAAGGGCGGAUUUCACCCAUGGAAACGUUCUGUUUCCAAUUGUAACCUGGGAUCUGGCCUGUCAGGAUUCAGCGUGGCCAACAGCCGAGCUUCGGGCGGAAUCAGCAACAGUUUCUCCGUGAGCAAUGGUUCCGGGAACAGCGCCUUUUGUUUGGCUUCCACCUCUCCAACCUCUUCUGCUUUUGGUACCGAAUACAGUCUCUUCUCGAACUCUGUCUCAGCUACUGUUAACUCCCAAGACACGGGGCAAUCGGCGUUCAUAUCCAAAGUUCACUCUUCCGCUGAUACUCUCCAAGGGAUGUACCCGAGGGUAGGAAUGGCUCAUCCAUAUGAAUCCUGGUACAAAUCCGGUUUCCAUACCAGCAUUUCCGGCGAAGUUGGGAGCGGGGCUUCUUCCUGGUGGGACGUGCACACUAACCCCAGUUGGCUGGAAGUCCAGAAUCCCAAUGGGGGCCUACAGCCCUCCCUUCAUUCUGGGACUCCACAGGCUUCGCUGCACUCCCAACUGAGCUCUUACAACGCAGACUUCUCCACUCUGAGCCAUUCCGCCUUCAGUUCCACCGGACUCGGUUCGACAGCUUCUCACCUGUUGUCCACUGGACAACGCCUCCUGGCCCAAGAUGGCUUCAAGCCUAUGAUCCCAUCCUAUACGGAUUCCACCUCGGCUGCAAUUACGGCGAACUCGAUGAUUUCGGGUCCUUCAGGACUAGGAAGUUCGGCCAGGUCCUCCCGACGUUAUUCUGGCCGAGCAACCUGUGAUUGCCCCAAUUGCCAGGAGGCCGAGCGCCUUGGACCUGCCGGGGCGAGUCUCCGGAGAAAGGGCCUCCAUAGCUGUCACAUUCCAGGAUGCGGUAAGGUCUACGGCAAGACUUCUCACCUUAAAGCACACUUGAGGUGGCACACUGGCGAGAGGCCCUUCGUCUGUAACUGGUUGUUCUGCGGUAAACGGUUCACCCGAUCAGACGAGCUGCAGAGACAUUUGAGAACCCACACGGGGGAGAAGCGCUUCGCCUGUCCCGUCUGCAACAAACGGUUCAUGAGGAGCGACCAUCUAAGUAAACACAUCAAAACACACAGCGGUGGUGGGGGCAAAAAGGGCAGCGACAGUGACACCGACACCAGCAACUUGGAGACCCCUAGAUCAGAGUCACCAGAUAUCCUCAUGGAAGCUGUACACUCCAAUAGAGCAAUCAAGACAGCUACUCCGGUACAAAAUGAUUCCUAA
This is a messenger RNA of Rhincodon typus (whale shark), 1353 nucleotides long. It is a transcript of the gene sp9, whose product is annotated as sp9 transcription factor. The transcript is spliced from 2 exons. The coding region runs from base 1 to 1353 and encodes 450 amino acids. Gene Ontology annotation, molecular function: RNA polymerase II cis-regulatory region sequence-specific DNA binding; DNA-binding transcription factor activity, RNA polymerase II-specific. Lineage: Eukaryota; Metazoa; Chordata; Chondrichthyes; Orectolobiformes; Rhincodontidae. The record is from RefSeq and is a predicted model, not a curated record. Gene Ontology annotation, biological process: regulation of transcription by RNA polymerase II.